AUGAAUAGAGAGCAAAUCUCCGACAUCUUCAUGGACUCGUCUCAAAACGACGGCGUGUACCAGCCACUUCUCCAGCCUCACGGUGGUGAUGGAACGGAAUCGAGCAAAGGCGAACUAGAGAGAAUACUAUCCGACGUGGAAACUCCGGUGCUUCUCCGCCUGCGUAAGGCGACGAUGAUUGAAUCGAAGCUGCUCUUCAAGCUUGCCGCGCCUGCCGUCAUCGUCUACAUGAUAAACUACUUAAUGUCCAUGUCCACUCAAAUAUUCUCCGGCCAUCUCGGAAACUUACAACUCGCCGCCGCUUCUCUCGGAAACACCGGAAUCCAAGUCUUCGCCUACGGUCUCAUGCUAGGAAUGGGGAGUGCAGUGGAGACAUUGUGCGGGCAAGCUUACGGAGGUGGAAAAUACGACAUGCUCGGCAUCUAUCUCCAAAGAUCUGCCGUAUUGCUUACUCUCACUGGCGUUUUCCUUACCUUGAUCUACGUCUUCUCCAGGCCGAUUCUCCUUCUCCUUGGCGAAUCUCCGGAAAUCGCUUCCGCUGCAGCUCUCUUCGUCUACGGCCUAAUCCCCCAAAUCUUCGCCUACGGGAUGAACUUCCCGAUCCAAAAGUUCUUGCAGGCACAAAGCAUCGUGGCUCCGAGCGCUUACAUUGCAACCGCCACUCUCUUCGUCCACCUUCUCCUAAGCUGGCUCGCGGUUUACAAGCUCGGGAUGGGGCUUCUUGGAGCGUCGCUCGUGCUAAGCCUCUCGUGGUGGAUCAUAGUGGUGGCUCAAUUCGUUUACAUCGUGACGAGUGAACGGUGUCGUGUGACAUGGAAAGGGUUUAGCGCACAAGCGUUCUCCGGUUUACCGGCUUUCUUCAAACUUUCCGCCGCCUCCGCUGUAAUGCUCUGCCUUGAGAUGUGCAUGACGAUUUCAGGUUGGGUGUUUAUGAUAUCUGUUGGAUUCAAUGCAGCGAUAAGUGUAAGAGUGAGCAAUGAACUCGGAGCUGGGAAUCCUAAAUCAGCAGCGUUUUCUGUGAUUGUUGUCAACUUUUAUUCCUUAUUUGUAUGCGUGAUCUUAGCCAUUAUUCUUUUGGUGUGUCGUGACGUUUUGAGCUAUGCGUUUACUGAGGGUGAAAAAGUCUCGGCUGCUGUUUCUGAUUUAUGCCCGCUUCUUGCCGUAACUGUUGUGCUUAAUGGAAUCCAACCCGUCCUUUCCGGUGUUGCGAUUGGAUGCGGUUGGCAAACGUUUGUUGCGAAAGUUAACGUGGGAUGUUACUACAUAAUCGGAAUUCCUCUUGGAGGUAUCUGGAUAGGGAUGAUCUGUGGUACACUUAUACAAACAGUUAUUUUGGCGUGGGUCACAUUGAAAACAGAUUGGGUCAAAGAGGCAAGUGUUCUUAAACAUUUUUCAGCCAUCACGUUUGCAUUUGCCAACAUGUGGAAGACGCUUCUAAGAGGUUGGACAAAUGGAGCAACAAGAAACCAGGAGUGGUUUCCAAGUGAUGAA
This is a messenger RNA of Thlaspi arvense, 1491 nucleotides long. NCBI's taxonomy places the organism in Eukaryota, Viridiplantae, Streptophyta, Magnoliopsida, Brassicales, Brassicaceae. The record is from the annotation of a GenBank genome assembly.